Molecule: messenger RNA, 1733 nt
Organism: Crotalus tigris (Tiger rattlesnake)
Lineage: Eukaryota; Metazoa; Chordata; Lepidosauria; Squamata; Viperidae
Gene: RFXANK
Product: regulatory factor X associated ankyrin containing protein
Exons: 9
Coding region: 327-1067 (246 amino acids)
Biological process (GO): regulation of transcription by RNA polymerase II
Cellular component (GO): nucleus
Molecular function (GO): protein binding
Source: RefSeq, a predicted model, not a curated record
AAUUCCGUAAACUCUUAAAGGGCCCACCAGCCGGGUGCUUUUUGAAAAUAACCAGCGCUUCAGAUGCAUUGUGGGAAGAGAAAGUUAUUUUCAUUUUGCAUCAGAGGAACGAAUGGCCUUAAAGGCUGUUUGUUAACGUUAUUUCCCAUCGAAGCGGGGACUGCGGAGAUCAUGCUUUGAUUAUUCGGUAAUCCAUCCUUCUAAACCGGAUUCAAGAAGUCCCCCAAGAAAAGAAGGGUGAGUUGAGAAUGGCGUCUACAAACCAAGUUCUCCUGCUUAGAGUGUCGACAGCCCUGCAGACACAAUAACAACACUGCAAUACUAAAAUGAUCCAAGCCACCAUCCAGAGGGAUCCUGAAGUUUCAGCUAGUGACAGAAAAGAUGAUGAUGAUGAGGAGGAGGAGGAGGACACAAUAAUAAACCUGCAAUUGUUUCCAUACACAGAAGCUGGGGAUGAUUUAAAUGAUGGGAUCCUGAAGCGUUCCAGUACCCUGACAAACCGUCAACGUGGCAAUGAAGUCUCUGCCUUGCCAGCCACUUUGGAUACUCUGUCCAUUCACCAGCUUGCAGCUCAGGGUGAACUGAUUUUGUUAAAGGAAAGCCUCCGAAAAGGUGAGAAUCUGCUGAACAAGCCCGACGAGCGAGGAUUCACCCCUCUGAUGUGGGCCUCGGCUUUCGGAGAGAUUGAAACCGUCCGCAGCAUGCUAGACUGGGGCGCAGAUCCCCAUGUCCUUGCUAAGGAACGAGAGAGUGCCUUGUCCCUGGCCAGCACAGGAGGAUACACAGGCAUUGUCACCUUGCUGUUGGAGAAGGCUGUGGACAUCAACACCUAUGAUUGGAAUGGUGGGACUCCACUGCUUUACGCUGUACGGGGCAAUCACGCGAAGUGCGUUGAGGCCUUGCUAGCCCGCGGUGCAGACCUUACCACUGAGGCUGAUUCUGGCUAUACUCCAAUGGACCUUGCGGUGGCUUUGGGUCACAAAAAAGUCCAGCAAGUGAUUGAAAAACACAUCCUCAAGUUAUUGCGGAACAAAGAAAGAGAGGAAAAGGAUCUCGAAUCAGAAUGAUGACCGUCUCUUUGUUUUUUUCUCCCGAAACAAGGAAGUGGAUGGAAGGGUCUUUGAGGCGGGCACCUUCUAUGCCAGCCUGCAGAGAUGGUGCAGAACCGGGCAUUUUCAGACAACAGGGUACAGAAAGAAGCACCUGAGUUUUUUCCAAAAGAAACUCUGCCUUCUUGAACUAUGGCUUACAGGAUCCCCCGACAUCGAACCUAUUUCCUUUUCAAGGAAUUGCUAAUUUACCUCUCCUGUAGAUUUAUGGAAAUUUCUCCUGAAUGUCAAACCAUAAAUUGGGGGAGGGAAACUGUAUUGAGCAGACCUUCCUUUUAAGUCAGGAGUUUCCAAACUUGGCAACUUUUAAGACUUGUGGCCUCCAACUUCCAGAAUUCCUCAGGCGGCGUAGUUAAGCUGAGGAAUUCUGGGAGUUGAAGUCCACAAGUCUUAAAAGUUGCCAAGUUUGGAGACUCCCCUGCUUUAAGUUGUAAAAAGAUCUUAUUUGGCUCUGCAAAAUGUGUCAUUUCCUCAGUUGCUGGAGAUGAAUUAGGGUUGGGUCAAAGGAAGCUGAACAAAAAACUUUCGCAAGACUGAAGAGAAUAUUUUUGUUUAAUAGAAAUAUAAAUAUAUAUAUAUAUGUAUAUGUAACAGGCUUGUUCAAUGAUUUUCAUUUUCAAAUCA